ACGGGCGGAAGGUGUCAUGGCGGCCGCGCUCGGGGGUCACGUGGUGCCCCCUCCCUCCGCCGGCCCGCCCCGGCGCUUCCGGUCACGUGCCCCUCAGCGUUCUCGCUGCCAGCGAUGGAGGCGAGACCCCCCGGCCACAGAGGCGGUGGCGACGGCGGCGGCUCCCGGCUCUCAGCCUCUUCCCGGCGGCGGCUCUAGAGGAGCGCAGCGGAACGCGGCCCGCUUCCUGGCUUCCUUCGCCGGGCUCGCAGCCCCCCGCCGCACCAUCUAGACACCAUGGCAACUUCAUCUGAAGAAGUUUUGCUGAUUGUAAAGAAAGUGCGGCAAAAGAAGCAGGAUGGAGCACUAUACCUCAUGGCAGAAAGAAUUGCUUGGGCACCUGAAGGGAAGGAUAGAUUUACAAUCAGCCAUAUGUAUGCAGAUAUCAAAUGUCAGAAAAUUAGUCCAGAAGGAAAAGCUAAAAUUCAACUUCAACUGGUCCUGCAUGCAGGGGAUACAACUAACUUUCAUUUUUCCAAUGAAAGCACGGCAGUGAAAGAAAGAGAUGCCGUGAAAGACCUUCUUCAGCAGUUGCUGCCUAAAUUCAAGAGGAAAGCAAAUAAAGAACUGGAAGAGAAAAACAGGAUGCUGCAAGAAGAUCCAGUUUUGUUCCAGCUUUAUAAAGACCUCGUUGUGAGUCAAGUGAUCAGUGCUGAGGAAUUCUGGGCCAACCGUUUAAAUGUGAAUGCAACAGAAAGUUCCUCCACAGCCAAUCAUAAGCAGGAUGUUGGCAUUUCUGCGGCAUUUUUGGCUGAUGUUCGACCCCAAACAGAUGGAUGUAACGGUCUAAAAUACAAUCUAACCUCUGAUAUCAUUGAGUCUAUAUUUAGAACCUAUCCAGCAGUGAAAAUGAAAUAUGCAGAAAAUGUUCCUCACAACAUGACAGAAAAGGAAUUCUGGACACGUUUUUUCCAGUCCCAUUAUUUUCACAGGGAUCGACUGAAUACAGGGUCAAAGGACCUCUUUGCAGAAUGUGCCAAAAUAGAUGAAAAGGGGUUAAAAACAAUGGUUUCAUUAGGAGUGAAAAACCCACUACUUGAUUUAACAGCUUUGGAAGAUAAACCAUUGGAUGAAGGAUAUGGCAUUUCUUCUGUGCCGUCUACUUCAAAUUCUAAAUCUCUAAAAGAGAACAGUAAUGCUGCCAUCAUCAAGAGGUUUAACCAUCAUAGUGCCAUGGUCCUGGCAGCAGGUCUCAGGAAACAAGAAGCACAAAAUGAACAAAAUGGUGAGCCCAGCGGCAUGGACAAAAAUUGUGGAGAUGCAGAUUGCUUUCAGCCCGCAGUCAAAAGGGCAAAGUUACAAGAGUCCAUUGAAUAUGAAGACUUGGGGAAAAAUAAUUCCGUAAAAACAAUUGCACUAAACCUCCAGAAGUCAGAUAGGUAUUACCAUGGUCCUACUCCAAUCCAGUCUCUACAGUAUGCAACAAGUCAGGAUAUUAUUAAUUCUUUUCAAAGUAUUAGACAAGAAAUGGAAGCUUAUACACCUAAAUUAACUCAGGUUCUCUCAAGUAGUGCUGCCAGCAGUACCAUCGCAGCCCUAUCACCUGGAGGAGCACUUAUGCAGGGAGGGACACAGCAAGCCAUAAACCAGAUGGUGCCAAAUGAUAUUCAGUCUGAAUUGAAACACCUAUAUGUAGCUGUUGGCGAACUUCUCCGGCACUUCUGGUCCUGCUUUCCUGUUAAUACACCAUUCCUAGAAGAAAAGGUAGUGAAAAUGAAAAGUAAUUUGGAACGAUUUCAAGUUACAAAGCUUUGCCCAUUCCAAGAGAAAAUUCGGAGACAGUAUUUAAGCACAAAUUUGGUAAGUCACAUAGAGGAGAUGCUGCAGACAGCCUACAACAAGCUCCACACGUGGCAGUCACGGCGUCUGAUGAAGAAAACGUGAAAGGUCCGAUGGUUCUCACAGGUUUGUGAGAUGAGAAAACUGUGCCCCACAGUGACUCUGGAAACCUGGCCUGACACAGUGCAGGUGAUCACUCAGAAGUGACAGAUAUCUGCACCACACGGACUCGCAGAGCCAAUGCUAUUGUACUUGCACAUUGUGAACGGAAAAAAAAGAGCUGUGAUUAAACGCAAAGCUGGGGAGGUGAAUUAAGGCAGAACCAAAAUGAGCUAAGUUGCAAAUAUAUAUAUUUUAAAAAGACACUGUUUACUGCAGUUACUCAGGAACUGCUUUUGAUUCACAUUAAGCUGCUUUCAGAAAUUUGAAAAAAAAAAAACUUUUUUUAAAGGGUGCGUUGAUAAAAUCUCGGGGGCUGGGGGUUUUGUGUGUAUGGGUAUGUUUGCGUGCGUGAGUGUGUGCGUGAGUGUAUGUGUGUGUGUGUUUUCCCUAAGUUUAUAGCACAGGGUACACCUUAAGUAUUUCUCCUUCAUUCUCCAGUUUUGGCUCCUCAAGUUUUACUGAAUCUUAGUUGUACCUCCGUCAGCAAGUUUAAACAAGUACUUUAAAGCAGAGGGAGACUGUGGCUCGGCCCUCGGGAAACAGAGUCAUGAGACAUCGUUGGUCCUGUGUUUCCUACGGAAAUAAAAAACAAUACAUUUUGCACUGAAUGUUUGUGGCUUGGAGUCCCAAAAUGAUACAGAGGGAACGUAUAUUUGCAGAGUCACGUGGAGUUUUUUUAUGCAGUUUGUCAGAAGACAGUGGCGCUGCAUGCUUUUCCUUGAGUGCAAAUGUACAUUGCUAAGGUUUUUUUUUAAAGAUGGCAUGUGCUUUGAAAAGAAGAUAUUGCAUUUUUAAGAGUUAAAAAUAAUCUUAUGAAUGAAAAUUAUUAAAAAAUGUCUUAUUUUCACCUCUUUAGGAAAAAAAUAAAAGAUGUUUCUCAUAUCUCCUUUUCUCUAGUAUCUGUUACUGUCCUUCGCGAGUUAAUAAUCAUUGACUAGUAAUUGAAAAGCCUAACUGCAGAAGAAAAAAUUGUCUUGUUUCUGAAAUCCGUGCCAUAUUUUGUUCCUAAUUGGGUUAACUUGCUGUUUAUCUGAGACUUUAGAUGUCUUGUAUUAAAAAUUAUUUUUAAAAAGUAAAGUUUUUUAUAGACACUCUUUUAA
Messenger RNA from Sorex fumeus (smoky shrew), 3080 nucleotides. It is a transcript of the gene GTF2H1, whose product is annotated as general transcription factor IIH subunit 1. Gene Ontology annotation, cellular component: transcription factor TFIIH core complex; transcription factor TFIIH holo complex. The record is from RefSeq and is a predicted model, not a curated record. The transcript is spliced from 15 exons. Lineage: Eukaryota; Metazoa; Chordata; Mammalia; Eulipotyphla; Soricidae. Gene Ontology annotation, biological process: transcription by RNA polymerase II; transcription by RNA polymerase I; nucleotide-excision repair. Bases 277 to 1923 code for a protein of 548 amino acids.